Molecule: messenger RNA, 1432 nt
Organism: Mercurialis annua (annual mercury)
Lineage: Eukaryota; Viridiplantae; Streptophyta; Magnoliopsida; Malpighiales; Euphorbiaceae
Product: heavy metal-associated isoprenylated plant protein 35-like
Exons: 3
Coding region: 118-1080 (320 amino acids)
Molecular function (GO): metal ion binding
Source: RefSeq, a predicted model, not a curated record
CACCACAAAGUUUCUUAUAAAAACACCGACCCUUUUCUUCAAGGCACAGCCUCUAAAUCAUGACUUGACAAUGACUUGUUGAUUGGUUAUAAUUAUUAAACCACCUAAUACUGCCAUAUGAUCGAUCUCCUUCCUUUUUUCUUUAGAGAUGAAAAGGAGAUUCCUUCCAUGUCCCAUACUUUUCUCUCUUUCAAAUAUUCCCUCCCUCAUUUACUAAUAAAUGCCACCUAUCGAUUCUUUUUUCAUACCCUCGACUCUCGAGACUUCUUGCCGGUCUAUUUUCUUCGUCAUUCUCCAAUGAUUCCAGAAUUAGAGAAGCCUAAAGUCACCGAGAUACAAGUCCGAAUGGACUGUAAUGGGUGUGUGCAGAAGAUCAAGAAAGCAUUGCAUGGCAUCAAUGGUAUAUAUGAUCUCUACAUUGAUUUCCCCCAGCAGAAGUUGACAAUAAUUGGAUGGGCAGAUCCAGAGAAAAUAGUGAAGGCCAUUAGAAAAACUAGAAAGAUAGCUACUAUAUGUUCUCACACCGAGCCACCAGAGCCAGCACCUGAAGGAGGUGCACCACCACCAGCUGCUGAAGAAGCUAACCCUACCCCAGCAGAAACCCCACAAGCUGAAGCAGCACCACCUGCAGAGCCACCAAAAGACCCACCACAACCCGAAAAUCCACCGCCCGAGGAAAAACCGACACCAUCAUCUGUAGCGGCGGAGACCAACGCAAACCAGCCUCCACAAAAUCCCCAUCCUAAAGACGUAGGCGAGGUUCAUCUAAUAUACCAUCACCCACCUGAUUACGGUUACAGAUACGGAUAUGGUCAUAGUCAUGUCGGUCAAUGGAACAGAUACCCUAAUGGCCAAGGACUUCCGCCGGAGCCAUCACAGCCAAUUUAUGUGACUCAUAGCUACAACACAUACAGACCAUCACCAUAUGUCACUGAAUACGAGCAUAUCCGGUCUCCACCACGGUAUACAGCUCAUAAUCGGAUGAGCCAUUACAGUGACAAUUAUCAUGAAAAUUCUAGUAAUGGAAGCAUCACAUCCAUCUUCAGCGAUGAAAAUCCAAAUGCAUGUAGCAUAGUAUGAAAGGCCAAAAGGUGAUGUGUAACAGAAGAGAGCUUGUGGAGACUAAAAUAAUAGAAUCUGGUGGCAGUAAUAUUUCCUAUUAAGCAUGUGAAAAUAUGUUUCAGGGGAGAAUGAGAUUCUAAGCUUGUUAGUGCCGGAGGAAUUGAUUCUGCGUUCCACUUCUAAGCAAGCCGAUAACACAAACCGCCUUCUAUUCAAUCCUAUAAAAGAAUUACUUGUAUUCUACAACUAUGUAUCUCAGCCUUCCAUUUUUGAAAUUAUCACUCCUGCUGUAACAUGCAUUAUCUAUAGAACUUGUUCCAAGUAGGGACGUUAAAAGGCUGAAAAAUGUUUUCCUGGAAAGCCUUCCUAA